Messenger RNA from Lethenteron reissneri (Far Eastern brook lamprey), 613 nucleotides. Its product is annotated as gamma-aminobutyric acid receptor-associated protein-like 2. The record is from RefSeq and is a predicted model, not a curated record. NCBI's taxonomy places the organism in Eukaryota, Metazoa, Chordata, Hyperoartia, Petromyzontiformes, Petromyzontidae.
CCGCGUGACGUUUGUGACGCCAAACAGCCGGAGCCCAACGCCUCGAUCAGCUGUUUCGGGAGUUUAAAUAAAUUAAUAAUAAUAAUUCUACAAUUUGGUUGUUGUUGUGGUUGUUGUUGGUUGUUGUUGUUGUUGUCAACGUCGUCAGAAUGAAGUGGAUGUUCAAGGAAGACCACUCUCUGGAUCACCGCAGCGUGGAGGCGACCAAGAUCCGUGCCAAAUACCCGGACCGUGUACCGGUGAUCGUUGAGAAGGUCGCCGGCUCCCACAUCGGAGACAUCGACAAGCGCAAGUACCUGGUGCCGGCCGACAUCACCGUCGCGCAGUUCAUGUGGAUAGUGCGCAAGAGGAUCCAGCUCGCAGCCGAGAGGGCAAUCUUCCUCUUCAUAGACAAGACGGUGCCACAGUCGAGUCUGAGCAUGGGCCAGCUGUACGAGGAUCACAAGGAUGAGGACGGGUUCCUGUACGUGGCCUACAGCGGCGAGAGCACCUUCGGCUGACUGCGGAGACACGGAGACACGGGGACGCGGGGACACGGAGACGCGGAGACACGGGGACGCGGGGACACGGAGACGCGGGGACACGGGGAAACGGAGACGCAGAGACGCGGGGA